Messenger RNA from Strigops habroptila (Kakapo), 1849 nucleotides. RefSeq names its product transmembrane protein 140 (gene TMEM140). The transcript has 2 exons. The record is from RefSeq and is a predicted model, not a curated record. Lineage: Eukaryota; Metazoa; Chordata; Aves; Psittaciformes; Psittacidae. The coding region runs from base 126 to 713 and encodes 195 amino acids.
UUUGCCAGGCAGCCUUAGAGAGGAGCGAGGAGGAUGGCAAUCGCAGCUCUGUCUCCAUAGCACCCAUCUCCUUGGGCCUCAGAGGAGGCUGAGCGGCUGCAGGCGUCCCCACAGCAAGCUCCACCAUGGUACCAAGAGAGCAUGCGGGCACCAGGAUGGGUCUGCUGCAACAGAGGUGCACCGGGCACUUGCUCUGUGCGCUGAGCCUCCUCAAAGCUGCCGGGACCUUGGCCUUGAUGCUCUAUGCACUGCUGUGGGAAGCCGGGAACCUGGUCAACCUCCCUGACAAACGCAUUGGCUUUUACAACUUCUGCCUGUGGAAUGAGACAGCCUGGGAGCUGCAGUGCCUGGACUACAAGCAUCUGCAGGUGAUGGUCAUCAGCCUACCAGGAAUGGCGCUAGCCAGGGUUUGUGUGGAUACCUGCCUGGUCCUUAGCAUCUUCUACCCCAUUUUUUUCGCACAUGCAAAGUGCCCAGAGGAAAAAGAAGGCUGGAAGAUGAUCCUCAUCAUACUCAUCACCAAGACAACAAUCCUGUCUGGAGGCGUGGGUAUGUUUCUUUUCCAAACCUCGCAGUGGAUUCAUCCCUGUGACUUCACUGGGGGCUUCCUGGCACUGCUUGGGACUCAGGCUCUGCUACUGCUCCACAUUCUCACUGCCACCACGUACCUCAGAUGGGCCAAGCACACACACACCCGUGUCAAAGGCAUUUGACAGAAGGCCCUGCCUACUGAGAUUUGACAGUGAAGAACAUGCAAGAGCUAUUGAUAACCUGAUUUAAAACACAACUCCCGCUAUAGCUUUAGCCACUGGCAGGAAUUCAAUCCCUAGUCCAUAGGCCCAUGUUCAGCCGUGCUCUCACACACGGCCCUGUGCAGCAGUCCUGCAGCGAGCCUGCAGCACACACCAACACCCACCACGCAGCGCAGAAGCCUCCCAGGAACAGCAGCGUGUAACACACACAGCUUGACCUGGGGCACAGGACUGAGGUGACAGUAUUUCUGGGCUUGAGCCACAGGACAGUGAAGGGGACAGACCAGAACCAGCACAUAGUGGACACAGCCCUCUGGUUCUAUCUUACCUAAGUACAGGCAGGCAGAGAAGCAAACAGGCUUCCUUUCUUGGAGUUGCCCAAAGACACUGCUCCUUCUCCACCUCCUGCACUGACCAGGGAUGCCCGUGAGGAAUUGUGACCUCAGGAGCUGUGGGUUCCACACUGACAUCACAGCAGUGUCAGCCCCAGAGAUGCAUAGGAAACACUCUCUUCAGCAGGAGCACCUGUGCUUCGCCUCCUGGAGUAGCAUCUGGAGUGACUCUAGUUCAUUAGGGUGAAGUGGCUCACAUCCAACCCCAUUAGCAGCAGCGCACCCGGAGGGGCAGCUUAACAACUUGCUGAACACAGCCCAAACGAGGAGAGUUUCCAUGAGGAAGCAGAGGAUUUUGGUGCAGAGCCCCAGCUUUGUCCCCACUGAUACUACAGGGCUGAGCCCAGCACUCCAGCAGCCUUUGAGACUCCAGAAAAACUGGUUCUGAGCGAGGGCACGUCACCACAAAGCUCAGACCAGCACAACCCCACACAGCGGUGUGCCCGGGGAGCAGGACCAGGGCUGGCAAAGGCCAGGGUGCAGUGCCCCAGGUGGGCCAUCAUAGCCCUGCAUGGGGUCUCUCUGCCAUGGUGCUGCACAGCACUGCUCUAUGCCAUGUCUGUAACCUCGCACAAAGAAGCACCUGCUUUUCUCCCAACCCUUUCAGGGACGUGAGGGUCUGUUUUCUCUCCUGCCGUGGUCUUGGUGUGGGGGAUGUGGUUGGUGAUGCUGCUUGGACCGAUUCAUUUCAAUAAAGGCUCUCAC